Molecule: messenger RNA, 1226 nt
Organism: Pygocentrus nattereri (red-bellied piranha)
Lineage: Eukaryota; Metazoa; Chordata; Actinopteri; Characiformes; Serrasalmidae
Product: somatomedin-B and thrombospondin type-1 domain-containing protein
Exons: 5
Coding region: 23-835 (270 amino acids)
Source: RefSeq, a predicted model, not a curated record
UGCUCCGUCGCGUGUGGCAAUUAUGUCAGCGCGCGCGUGGGCUCGCGCGUGGCCAAUGCUAAUGCUAAUAGCGCUGGCGCGGCGGGCUGAGUCCGGGCCCGAGGCUGAGGGCUGCCUGGCCGCGGGACUCUGCUGCAGCGGCCGGGAGAGCUCCUGCCUCAGCCGCGGCUGGAGGACGGACCGCACUCACGGGGAGUGUUACUGCGACCAGGCGUGCGGGACGCUGCGGGACUGCUGCUACGACUACGACCAGGCGUGUCCAGCUGUACCUUGUGUGGUCAGUGAGUGGAGCGUGUGGUCGGGCUGUUCAGAGCCCUGUAAAGCCACAGUGCGUGUGCGGCAAAGACGGGUACUGCAAGAGCCUCAGAAUGGAGGUGAGCCAUGUCCUCCUCUCCAGCAGACAGCUGGGUGCGCAGAGUACCACAAUCAGCAUGGACAUUGCCUCCAGUCUCUGGUCCCUGCACUCAUCACCACUGGUGGCUAUGGCAACGCACGCAAGAAGAGGGAAGUCUCUGACAAGAACGACAUCAUAGGCUACUGUGUGGAGUUUGAACUCACCUCGCUGACCUCAGCUUGCCAGCACAACAUCGGCCCUCACACCCAGUGGAUGCAGUAUCUGCGGGAGGGACACCAGGUGUGUGUGGAGUGCCAGCCUCCAGCCCUAGCAGCUGGCCAGAAGCACUGCUCUGGAGAUGGAGAGGACAUUGAGCAGGACAGAAGAGUGUCUCUGCAGUGGCAGGCCGUGGGGAACCCUCGAUGCAGAGGGGUUUGGAGGCGCGUUCGCCGUCGAGAUUCUUGCUCUUGCCCCACUGUACAUAGCUUUCUGUUCAUCUAACAUACACAUACAGACAUCAGACAUUCAAUAUCAUGUUCUGCUUUAUGCUGGAGCUUGUGAUCAUCCAGGUAAAGUUCAUAUAUGAACAUGUCUUAGGAGUGUGUGUACUGUGGUUGUUGAGCAUAGAGAACAUACAGAUAUACCCUUAUAAAAAAGGGUAAUAAUACUAAAGGAAUUUCUAUAGGACUCUUAUAGGAAUCUUACAAUAAAUUGGGACAAUUGAGUACUACACAAGUAUUAUAGUUAACUAUAAGGCAGCAGAACAGGAACAUAUGUAGAGUUUAAGUAUCAGACAUUAUUAUGGAAUUGUUAUACAGCACACCUUGAAAUCAUAUUUUCCUGAUGUAUGUCUAUUGCUGUUUAUAAAGGUAGGAAUAAACAAUCAACAAGG